UGGAAGAGAUAACAACAGACACGAUUGCCUCUAACAAAUGUUGUUUUCUUGUUUUAUAGUUUCGCUGUCUCUGGCAGCCAUUACCGUCACCAACGGGUCAGACGACAAGCGUAUACUCCUCAGUGAUCCACAGUAUAUCCAACAGGAACUGACCAGAUUCCAGGCCGAACUUCAGGAGAUACAGGUCAAGUACAACACACAGAACACCAAACUAACUAAUCUACAGGUAAAGUACAGCAGCCAGAAUACACAACUUGCGGACCUAGAGACCAAAUACAGCAGCCAGAAUACCGAGCUCGCAACCAAGUACAACAGCCUGAAUAUCGAACUCGCUAAUCUACAGAUCAAAUACAACACCCAAAACUCAGAUCUCAAAAAUCUACAGAGUGGCAAAGGAGCUGUUUUUACAAGGUGGGGAAGACGAGACUGUCCUGCCAAUAUAACAACAAAGGUUUACUCUGGUUAUGCUGGUGGGUCGAUGUUUACCUCUACUGGAGCCGCAGCGGAAUACGUAUGUAUGCCAAACGACCCUAUCUGGGGACCUCACAAGGAUCUGGUGUACAACGAUGAUGUUGGCUUUCUCUACGGGGCAGAGUACAAGGGGCCAAGUGUCCUGUUUGGUAUGCCGAAUUGGGCAGAGGAUGUACCGUGCGCCGUCUGUCUUGGUACACAACACACCGCCUCUCUCAUGAUUCCGGGUAGGACACAAUGCUAUCCAGGAUGGACGGAAGUAUAUCAGGGCGACCUAGCGUCUGGUUACCAUGGUCACCAGGCAGCCUCACAGUACGUCUGUGUUGAUGGGAACGCUCAGGCAGUUCCCGGGGGUGGUACCCAUAAUGAAGACGGUAAACUGUUCUAUGGUGUCAAAACUAAGUGUGGAUCACUGCCCUGUCCACCCUAUGAAAACGGAAAAUUUCUCUCUUGUGUUGUCUGUAUGAAGUGAACAUACUCUGUUUACUUCUCAGGAAAGUACGAAUAAAAUUUGAUUGACACACACAAAAAAUAUAUAUCUUGCUU
Molecule: messenger RNA, 1017 nt
Organism: Mizuhopecten yessoensis (Yesso scallop)
Lineage: Eukaryota; Metazoa; Mollusca; Bivalvia; Pectinida; Pectinidae
Exons: 3
Coding region: 38-943 (301 amino acids)
Source: RefSeq, a predicted model, not a curated record